Molecule: messenger RNA, 900 nt
Organism: Anoplopoma fimbria (sablefish)
Lineage: Eukaryota; Metazoa; Chordata; Actinopteri; Perciformes; Anoplopomatidae
Gene: ccl25b
Product: chemokine (C-C motif) ligand 25b
Exons: 5
Coding region: 146-448 (100 amino acids)
Biological process (GO): inflammatory response; neutrophil chemotaxis; cellular response to type II interferon
Cellular component (GO): extracellular region
Molecular function (GO): CCR chemokine receptor binding; chemokine activity
Source: RefSeq, a predicted model, not a curated record
GGAGGGAAUAUAUAAAGUGUGCACUUCAUUAGAAAACAGAGUGACUACAAGCGGCACUGGAAAAAAGGUUAUCAUCCCAGCACAUCCUGUGAAAGACUUAAUGUGAGCAGCAUUCAACACAACAAGAGCAACAGCAGCCACAGCCAUGAAGUCCCAAGCUCUUUUCCUACUUCUGAUCCUCUCCUGCAUGUGCCUGACUCUUGCACAAGGCUCGUUUGGAAACUGCUGCCUCGGCUAUCUAACAGGGAUGACAUCCAGGGCAAAGAAAAACAUUGAAAGAUACAAGAUGCAGGAAACAGAUGGUGAUUGCAACAUCAGAGCUGUUGUGUUUGUGAUGAAGAAGAAGCCAAAUAAAAAGCAGGGGACUCGCUGUGCCAAUCCGAAUGACAAUUGGGUCCAGAAGCUGAUGCAGGAUGUGAAUGAGAGAAAUCAGAAUUUGACCACUUAAAGAAGAGAAACAAGAGAGGAAUGGGAGAGAGGAGAGCAGAUGUUUGACCUCCCUUUCAGGCAUCAUAUAUCACCUUUAACUACAUGGAUUAUGUUUUAGUAGGUAUUUCCUGUGCUGACAGAGAAUGUAAAUGUAUCACUAUAACACGAGCAUACCAUACCCUAAAUGUUAUUGGUAGUAUAGCUAAAUAAAUGUAUAUGAGCCACCGCUAUAACUGUUUAUUUCUCUGUGAUAUGUAGCGCCUGCUAGGAAUGAGCCAUAGUUUGGCAGCUUUGAAAUAUUUUUGCUAUUUUUGUUUGUUUGUGCGCAUGUGUUCAAGUGUGUGUGAUGAAAAAACACUUUGGGCAUAAGAUGAAAGUUUUUUUAUACUACAGAUUUCCAUAUUUUUAUAUUCACAUUAUAAUGUCAUUUUGUGUCUUUCUGUAUCAAAUAAAAAGGCAAUACAAACCAGA